Carcharodon carcharias (great white shark) is the source of this 369-nucleotide messenger RNA. RefSeq names its product histone H2B type 2-E-like. Bases 1 to 369 code for a protein of 122 amino acids. The record is from RefSeq and is a predicted model, not a curated record. The transcript has a single exon. Gene Ontology annotation, cellular component: nucleosome. NCBI's taxonomy places the organism in Eukaryota, Metazoa, Chordata, Chondrichthyes, Lamniformes, Lamnidae. Gene Ontology annotation, molecular function: structural constituent of chromatin; DNA binding; protein heterodimerization activity.
AUGGCUAAGGGCGGUGCGCCCCACAAAGCGUCGAAGCAGUCGCUGACUAAAAUCACCAAAAAGCCGCUCAAGAAGCGGAGGAAAUCUUGCAAGCAGAACUAUUCCACUUACGUGUACAGGGUGCUGAACCAGGUCCACCCUUCCACCAGGAUCUUGUCCAAGGCCAUGAAUGUUAUGAAUCCCUUUGUUGUCGACAUUUUCAACAGCAUUGGCUCGGAGGCUUUGCACCUCAUUCACUGCAACAAGCGCUGUGCCAUCUUGGCCAGAGAGAUCCAGAGCGCCAUCCGCCUCAUGCUGCCAGGGAAACUGGCCAAACACACCGUUUCCGAAGACACGAAAGCGGUCACCACAUACACCAACUCCGUUUAG